UGUAGCAGUGUGAAGGACGUCACAAAUUCCAUUUGGAGGUGCCUCUGAGUUUGUGGAGUAGACACCAUGAGAAAAAGUCACCCGCCCAAGUUGAAAAAACUUAUAGACAAGAAAUUAUCGUUGAAAUUAAAUGGUGGCAAACAUGUCCAGGAAAUACUGUGGGAGUUCAAUCCCUUUAUGAAUCUUGUGAUAGAUGAAUGUGUGGAGAUGGCAACUAGUGGGCAACAGAACAAUACCAGAAUGGUGAUAAUUCGAAGAAAUACUAUCAUCAUGUUAGAAACCUUGGCCUUGGAACGGAGUAUAAACAAUAGCUGUGUUCACCAGAAGAAAUCAACUGUUUCCACGUGUCCCCUCUGCAUAGCACCUGUUUUACUACAAUAUAAAAAUCAGAUCAUGUGCAUUUUCAUACUGAACUUCUUUGUUAAAUAA
Messenger RNA from Felis catus (domestic cat), 429 nucleotides. RefSeq names its product small nuclear ribonucleoprotein G-like. Gene Ontology annotation, cellular component: SMN-Sm protein complex; U2 snRNP; catalytic step 2 spliceosome. The record is from RefSeq and is a predicted model, not a curated record. Gene Ontology annotation, molecular function: RNA binding. The transcript has a single exon. NCBI's taxonomy places the organism in Eukaryota, Metazoa, Chordata, Mammalia, Carnivora, Felidae. Gene Ontology annotation, biological process: mRNA splicing, via spliceosome. The coding region runs from base 67 to 429 and encodes 120 amino acids.